AUGAUACAUCUCGACGGCAGCACCCUCGAAGGAGGCGGCCAACUUCUGCGGAACGCAGUUGCUCUGUCUGCUCUGACAUCUCGACCGGUCAAAAUAACCCGCAUUCGAGCCAAUAGACAAGGACCCGGCCUGAGGCCAUCGCAUGCAGUGGCAAUCCAGUGCCUACGUGAUGUCUGUGGUGGCACCGCUGUCAAUGCGACAGUGGGAUCUUCCGAAAUCACCUUCUACCCUCGAGGCCAACUUAGGGAAGAUGGCGAUGUUGCAUCGGAAGAGGAAGCCAACGACGGGGAUGAGGGCCUCGCUGCGCCAUUGGAAGCGAUGAUAAAACUGGAAUCGAUGAACGAUGUACUUCCGAUCCAGUCAGAGUACAACAUCCGCCUAAAGACCCCAGGCUCCGCAUUCCUUAUAUUUCAAGCAUUAUAUCCAUACUUAUUGUAUGCUGGCGCAUGCCACAAUGCUCGGGUUACCGAAAGGAACGCAAACCUCCGCGAAUCCAGUAUAAAACUGAGUGUGACAGGCGGGACGAAUGUCUCCUUUUCUCUCUCUCACGAUUACUUCUCACAGGUCCUUAUCCCAAAUUUUGCAAAACUGGGGCUACCUCAGCUCAGCGUGAACUUGAAGCACCGCGGUUGGAGCGCGGGUCAGACGAAUCUGGGGUCUGUAUCUUUUUUGAUCACCCCUCUGAAACUUCGAGAAACGAGGGAAGAAUCGAAUGAGGGAGCGGCGUCAGGGGAUAAUCAUGAAUCUAUGUCUGAUUCUGGUGCCUUCUCUCCGAUUUUCCCUAGAAUAGAUCUCCACGUGUUGAGGCGGGGCAGAAUCACGCAGAUCGAUAUCACGGUUUUGGCGCCAGACAUGUCUUUAGAUGAAGCAGGAUCGGCCCGCCGCUCGAAACGAGGAAAUAAAUACCACCACCCUAAUAGUAAACAGAGUCAUAUCACCGAUAGCAAAGACAGGAGCCAGGAAGAAGAUUUAGGGCUCGACUCCGACUCCGAUGGCUCUCCUGAGAUGCAACAACCCGGGAAACGGUUUGCCCCUAAUUCCGUUCGCGAGUUCAUCGAAAACUACACUUUUGAGAAAGUCUCCCACGAAUUCGGCGCGAAGAGAAAGGGGAACUCCAGCUUUCAGCCGCCGAAGAUCGAAUUACACUGGUCGGAGUCCACACACCACCGCUCUCGAAUUUAUGUUCUCCUUGUCGCGCAUACGUCGACAGGCUUCCGCCUGGGGCGAGACGCACUACUUGGUUCACCCAGUAGUCUUGAAUCAAACAAGAAGUCUGGCCACAAAGGCCCACGAAAGUCAAAAAGAAAAGGCAAAUCACGGACAAAUGCAGAUCACAAGACGGGAACGGACUUGGAACGCAUGAUCGGGGAUUUGGUUGACCAAUGUGUCGAGGACUUAAUGUAUGAGCUCGCGGAUGGAAGUGGCACGCGGGACCUCAAGAAAAUAUUAGGAGACGGCUUUUCGAACCGGUUCCUGGAUUCAUUCAUGCGUGACCAGGUUGUGGUGUUCCAGGCCCUGGGGAAACUUGGGGCAGGUGAUGCAGACAUGCCAUUGAACCAAGAUGAGGAGAGGGAUCUGAGUUUGCACACAAGGACAGCCAUGUGGGUUUGUGAGCAGAUGCUGGGAGUAAAGUUUUAG
Messenger RNA from Coccidioides immitis RS, 1638 nucleotides. RefSeq names its product RNA 3'-terminal phosphate cyclase. Gene Ontology annotation, biological process: RNA processing. The coding region runs from base 1 to 1638 and encodes 545 amino acids. Lineage: Eukaryota; Fungi; Ascomycota; Eurotiomycetes; Onygenales; Onygenaceae. The record is from RefSeq and is a predicted model, not a curated record. Gene Ontology annotation, cellular component: nucleus. Gene Ontology annotation, molecular function: RNA-3'-phosphate cyclase activity. The transcript has a single exon.